AUGCUCUGCCUUAAGCAAAAGCCCAUUCUGAAGCACUUACGUGUGCUUUCUUUUUCUGGUCAAGCGAUCCGUAAGCUGCCUGACUUUUUGGGCGAAUUGAUUCAUCUACGUUACUUGGACCUUUCCCACACUUUAAUUGGUGAAUUACCUAGCUCGAUAUGUUCUUUGUAUAAUUUGCAAACAUUGUUGUUGUCAAGUUGUUAUAAUCUCACUGUGUUACCAGAAAACAUUGGAGACCUCAUUAAUUUACGCCGUCUAGAUGCAAGUGAAACCAACUUAGCAGAGAUGCCAGUUGCAUUUGGAAGGUUAAAGAGUCUUCGAGUGUUGACUAAUUUUGUUGUGAGCAAAGAUAGUGGGUCAAGGAUCAAUGAAUUGGGCAAGCUUUCACAUCUUCGAAGUACACUUACCAUCUCAAAGCUGGAGUUUGUAGUCAAUGCCAUAGAUGCUUCAAAGGCCGACUUGAAAAGUAAAAAUUAUCUUAAUGAGUUAGUUUUCCAAUGGAACUCUGACACCCAUGAAGUACAAACUGAAACAAAAGUACUCGACAAUCUGCGGCCUCAUGAAAAUAUGAAGAAGCUAACCAUUGAAAACUAUGGUGGUGCAAGGUUUCCCAAUUGGUUAUGUGAUGCCAUUUUUGCUAACCUGGUAUUCCUACAUCUUAGCAGGUGCAAAAAAUGUAUGGCCUUGCCGCCACUAGGGCAGCUAUCUUCUCUUCAAGAGCUCCGCAUCUCAAAGAUGGAAAGAUUACAAAACCUGGAUGCCGGAUUUUAUGGGAACAGCCACAUGGGAGUCAAGCCAUUCAGAUGUUUGAAAACUUUGUGGUUUGAGGAUUUGCCUAAUUGGGUGCAUUGGAUACCUUCUACAAAUGAAGGUGAAGAGUUCCCUUCACUCCAAGAGCUUCAAAUACAAGGAUGUCCUGAAUUAAUUGGGAGCUUACCAAAGCACCUUGGUUCCUUGACAAAAUUAGUGGUUUCUGGGUGUCGGAAGCUUAAGGCUUCAAUACCGAGAGUCCCAACUUUGAAAGAAAUGAAGCUGCAUUGUUUGGAUGCUUUGACAACCCUGCCUGAAGAAUUGUUGGGAGGCAAUUCUUGUUUCCAACAAUUGGAAAUAGUUAACUGCCCCUCACUCAUUUCCUUUUUUGGAGGUGAUUCUCUUACUACAUUAAAAUCAAUUUCUAUUUCUUACUGUAGAAAAUUAGAGUUCUUCCAACCUGAGAAUGUAAUGCACCAAUUUGGAGUUCUUGAACGUUUGCAUAUAUCAAAUAGCUGUGAAUCUUUGGAAUCUCUGCCAUUAGGCAUAUUCACCAAGCUUCAAUAUCUUCAUAUUAAGGACUGUGAGAAUCUCAAGUCCCUUUCUACUCAAGAUAUGGUUCUCACAUUUCUUCAGGAAAUUAAAAUCAAGGAUUGCCUAGAGCUGGAAUCACUUCCUGGAGGGGGGUUGCAUACUUGCUUACCAUGUCUUCUGAGAUUGGAAUUAUCCAAUUGUCCAAAGCUCUCUCAAUUUUCACAAGGCAAUUUGCCCCUUAACUUGCAAUCUCUGAUUAUUAGUAAUUGCAACAAUCUCACACCUCAAAAGGAAUGGGGUUUACAUGGAAUGGUGUCUCUCACUUGUUUUGAGAUUGAAGGUGGCUGCAGUAAUGUGAAGUUUUUUCCAGAAUAG
Molecule: messenger RNA, 1659 nt
Organism: Quercus robur (English oak)
Lineage: Eukaryota; Viridiplantae; Streptophyta; Magnoliopsida; Fagales; Fagaceae
Product: putative disease resistance protein At3g14460
Exons: 1
Coding region: 1-1659 (552 amino acids)
Molecular function (GO): protein binding
Source: RefSeq, a predicted model, not a curated record